Entrophospora sp. SA101 is the source of this 165-nucleotide messenger RNA. The record is from the annotation of a GenBank genome assembly. NCBI's taxonomy places the organism in Eukaryota, Fungi, Glomeromycota, Glomeromycetes, Entrophosporales, Entrophosporaceae.
AUGACUGAAACUGAGGAUAUUUAUAAGGAUAUGGCAGAAAGGCCAGAAAUAUUUGAUCUUAAUAAUUCUAAAGUUAUUGGAUUAUUCAAAGAUGAAUGUCCUAAUAAUCCUCGAAUACUCCCAAUGACACCCUCCAGUAUGAGUUCAAAGUCAUCAACAUACUGA